Messenger RNA from Amaranthus tricolor (Joseph's coat), 642 nucleotides. RefSeq names its product leucine-rich repeat receptor protein kinase EMS1-like. Lineage: Eukaryota; Viridiplantae; Streptophyta; Magnoliopsida; Caryophyllales; Amaranthaceae. The record is from RefSeq and is a predicted model, not a curated record. Gene Ontology annotation, molecular function: protein binding. Bases 1 to 642 code for a protein of 213 amino acids. The transcript has 5 exons.
AUGGAAUUUUGCAACCUAGAUGAGAGGAGUGUUGUUAGCAAUACUGAUGUCUCAACAGUAACAACAUCGGAAAGCAGGGCGGGUGAGCUUGGAAAACUGCAUCAGUUGCGUGUUCUAACUCUUGGUUCGAAUGAAUUUAGUGGGAAAAUCCCAUCUGAACUAGGAAAUUUGAGCUUGUUGAUUAACCUUGACAUGAGCGAUAAUCACUUGAAAGGAGACAUUCCGAAAAGCAUUGGCAAAUUGAACUCUCUUCAGAAUCUUGAUUUAUCGGCUAACAAUUUUUCGGUAUAUGGUGAAUUAGAACAUGUAAGAUUGAAAGGCGUAUUUUGCCGGUACCCACCAUGCUUAUCUGUACUUGUCAUCACACGUGUCUCCCAUGGCGUCGCUUUUCUGCCACCAUUCCACCAUUGUCUUUCUAAGUCUUCUCACCGCUUUCAUUUCUGCAACUGUCAGUUAAGCUUCCCGGUAUCCUCUCACCGCAUAGGUUAUCUCGCUUUCUCUAUUCCUCUACUUUCAUUCCUUUAUUUUCUGCAUUCAUCUUUCAUUUACCGCUCUGCUCUUCUCAAUCCCUGUUACUAUUCAGCAAGUUUUUUCUAUUUUCAAUUAUUUCUGGCUGUUAUGAAAGUAUCUGAUAGGGACUGA